GGGCUUCACCUGUUCCUGGAGGUCUGCAUGGACUGUCGACCUCAGAACCUCAAGGUGUUCCGGGCUCUUGAGAAGUCCACGCCUAGCAAGACCAGCCUCAUCAAGCGCUACGUGCACCAGAACUUCUCGCCCCACUACCGGGCCACCAUCGGGGUGGAUUUCGCCCUCAAGGUGCUCAGCUGGGACGCCGAGACGGUGGUGCGGCUCCAGCUGUGGGACAUCGCGGGUCAGGAAAGAUUUGGGAACAUGACCCGAGUCUAUUACCGAGAAGCCAUGGGAGCGUUCAUUGUUUUCGAUGUGACAAGGCCGGCGACAUUUGAAGCAGUAACCAAAUGGAAGGAGGAUCUGGAUGCGAAGCUGACACUUCCUAGUGGGCAACCGGUGCCUACAAUUCUCUUGGCAAACAAAUGUGACCAAACCAAUGAGGUUCUGGUGAACAACGGCAUCAAGAUGGAGCAGUUCUGCCAGGAGAAUGGCUUUGUGGGGUGGUUCGAAACGUCGGCCAAGGAAAACAUCAACAUUGACGAAGCCUCCAGGUGUUUAGUGAGGCACAUCAUUGCCAGCGAGAGUGACCCGGUGCAGCCGGUUGAAGCCGAUGUCGUUAAGCCACACUUGAAUUCCUCCAAGCCCACCAGCUGUUCGGGUUGCUUCAGAUCCUAAGCAGUCUUUAAGCGGUUUCUGCGCCGUACGACCGGCCAAACAAUGACUCGGAGGGAAAAAUACCUUCAGGCCCUGGAAUCAAUGCAUUUUGCUGCUCCUGAACUCCAGAAGCAUGAAUGGGAUGUAUUUUCCAAACAUGUAACUUCAAAGAAGAAAAUCCAAAGUUUUUUUUUAUUAUUAUUGCUAUUGCUGUUGUUCAUGGCUGUCAUUCUUCUGUGGGUAUUUUUCAGAGUCAUCCAGCAAUAUUUGACAUUCAGUGUGUGGGAUUAUUUCAGUUAAAUCGAUUGUUCCCAGCCUUGGGUCACCAGACAUUCUUGAACUAAAACUCCCAAAAACUUUCAUCACUAGCUGUGCUGACCAGGAUUUCUGGGAGAUGUAGUUUGAAAACAUCUGGGGACCCAAGGAGGGGAAGCACUGAGUUAAAUCCUUGUAGUUCAGCCAAGGUAUUAUUUUUGCUUUUCUUUCCCUAAAGAAAGGCUGUGAUAACCAUUAUUUU
Molecule: messenger RNA, 1156 nt
Organism: Pogona vitticeps (central bearded dragon)
Lineage: Eukaryota; Metazoa; Chordata; Lepidosauria; Squamata; Agamidae
Source: RefSeq, a predicted model, not a curated record